AUGCCUAGCCCUUCCUCCCCAUUAUCACCAGUCUCUUCAGGCAAGAAGAGACCACAUCCCUCCGACACUCCAACGCAGACCGACCCCGCGACCAAUCCCGCGACCAACUCCGCCCCGGCGGGUGUGUCCUCCACCUCACCCGCCCAUUCAACAGUCACCCCCUCGUCCGCUUCCUCCUCAUUUCGAAAUGUCUCCGCAUGUAAUCGCUGUCGACUGCGCAAGAACCGCUGCGACCAGCGCCUCCCGCGCUGCCAGUCCUGCGAGAAGGCCGGCGUGCGCUGCGUCGGAUACGACCCCAUAACAAAGCGGGAGAUUCCGCGUAGCUACGUGUAUUUCCUGGAGUCGCGCGUGGCGCAUCUUGAAAAACAAUUAGCAGACAACAACAUUGAAUUUAAAAAGGCCGUCCCUUUCGACGAAGAGGAGGCUAUCAAGGUCGAGGCUGAUGGCGACACCGCGCCAACUCGGUCCGGUUCCGACGGUCAGACCGGGGAGGGGUCAGCGGCGGAGAAAAGGCAGUGGAAGAAUAAAGAAAAUGCACGACUGGAGCGGAAAGGAGAGGGGGAUAAUCGCGAUGCGGACGAUGACCCCGCUAACGAGGAAAAUUGGCGCCUGCAUAAUCUGGUUUCAAAUAUCGGCAUGGUCUCUGUACAAGGCACUUCCGACCCGCGAUAUCUAGGGUCGACAUCGGGGAUUUCGUUCGCCCGUGUUGUCUUCGCUGCGGUGAGGAGCUCACUUCCCGGUAAUAUGCCGGAGCGGGCACAGGUUCGAGCGAGCGAUCGAUUGCCUCAGAGUGCUGCUGGCACUGCUGGGGGAGGGAGUAGUAUGCGCGAUUCCUUCUUUGGACUGCAGACGAGGCCGAUGAUGAAAUGCGCGACUUUCCCGGACCGGGAGCUGGCUGAACGGCUGGUCGAUCUUUACUUUGAACAUGCGAAUCCUCAGAUGCCGAUUCUCCACCGGGAAGAUUUCAUGGAGCUGUUGGAUAAGACAUAUUUGUUAGAAGAGAAGAAGCGUUCUGCGCGCGCGCUUUAUGUGCUUAAUAUCGUGUUUGCUAUUGGCGCUGGUAUCAUCUUUGAUGAUAAGCCUCAGAAGUCUGAUGAUGAGAAUCGAAGUAACCGUGACCAGCCCUCGUCUGGGACGAAGAGACAGAGACUAUCGAGCCAUCAGUACCAGCCAGAGGAAUACCAUGCCUCGGCAAUCGUUCAUUUGGAAUCGUUCCUUGGCUCGUCCUCGAGUGAGGGCUUUGGUGGAUUGGAAGAGCUGCAGGCAGUGCUCCUUCUAGCUAGCUUUGCCCUAUUACGACCCGUUGCUCCUGGUCUCUGGUAUAUCGUCGGUGUGGCCACUCGCUUAGCUGUCGACCUUGGGCUCCAUUACGAGGAUGGAGCAGGCAUUGAUUCUGCAACAAAAGAUGGCAACCAAGCACAGUCACGGAUCGAUGCUCGUGAACGCGGACGACGCGAAUGGGUACGUGAUAUUCGCCGGCGGUUGUGGUGGUGCGUCUAUAGCUUUGAUCGUCUGGUAGCCACGUGUGUGGGACGGCCAUUCGGCAUAAGCGAUCAGGCCAUCAGCACAGAAUUCCCGUCUAUUAUGGACGAUAAAUACAUCACCAAGUCCGGUCUUGUGACACCACCGGACGGGGCCCCGACAUAUAAGCAUGUCGCAUUCCAUUAUUUCAAACUGCGACUUCUCCAAUCUGAGAUUCAUGAUGUCCUCCAGUACCAACAGGCGCGUGCUGUGCGGAGGAGAGGCCCUGGUGCUGUUAUUCUUCCUCACUCGGAGCUCUCCUCCCCUUUCCUGCAGGGCUUUGACUCGUUCCGCUCGUGGCGCCAUGAUGUGCAUCGCCGAUUAGUCGAGUGGCAAGAUACUGCACCGACACGGCCGGAAACAGGCGUGAGAUUCUCCAUCGAGUUGCUUGAGCUGAAUUACUGGCAAGCUAUCAUUUUACUGUACCAGCAGAGCUUGACAGUUCCUGCUGAGUUGGCAGGAGAGCUCACUCCUGCGGAUGACGUUUCUAGUCCGUCCUUUUCUAACCCCGAUGAGGGCGACGAGGAAGAUCAUGUCUAUCUUAAUGUUGCCGAGGCUGGUCAGAAGGUCAUUCGCAUCUAUCGCCAAUUACAUAGAGUGCGGUUGGUGAAUUAUACCUACCUUGCUACGCAUCACAUUUUCAUGGCUGGAAUUUCCUUCUUAUAUGCCAUUUGGCAUUCGCCUUUGGUUCGAAGCCGCCUAACCCUCGACGAAGUCGACUUCACCGUUCUCGCCGCAACUUCUGUUCUGGGCGACCUGAUGCACAAAUGCCCACCGGCUGAAGCAUGCCGGGACGCGUUCGAGCGCAUGAGCAAAGCAACUGUCCAAAUGUGUCUAUCGACGACCGGAUUCGGAUCACAAGUAGACAUCAGUCGUGUCCACACCACAUCGACCGCCGGCUCACUCUAUCACGGCCGGCCGCGGCAGCCCAUGGACCAGCGACCCCGCGCAGGCCAAGGGCAAACCCGACGAGCGACGCAGACACGCCCAUCUCGUCCCGUCCCCAAGUUCGACAUGAACUUGGCUGAUCUCUUCAACGAUAAUACCCCCUUAUCCGACCAUCCUCGACCCGAAAGCAGACCCGGAGGGACAUACCCUCAGUCAGAAUCGAUGGCCCCCAACUUCACAGCAGACCAGUCCCGGGCUUAUAAUCCAUCGAUUGAUUACUAUCUCAAGUACGAGAACACAAACUCCCCACAACCACAGCAGCAGUUUUACUACGCGAACUCGCCCCAGCAUAGUGGCUCUCCCGGUAGUAACACUCACACUCAUGGUUUACCGUCUGCCGACUCGGAAGCUCCACAGGGGAUGAGCCUUGAUUUCUUGGAUUUUGGGUCUGGUGAUGCCGACGGCCACGGUAAUGUGGAAGGCGAAGCCAAUCCUGAUUAUAAUACGAUGGGUAUGCCUUUGGGUUCCAACCUGGGUCAGAAUGUCGGAAUCGAUCUUGGUUUUGGUAUGGCGAUGGACUUCCAGCAUGACUGGAGUGAGAAUCCCAAUUACGAUCUUCUGGAAGGCUAUUUCUUUGGUGGUUCUGGGGCUGGCGCAUCUGGAGGAGAUGUCUAG
This is a messenger RNA of Penicillium griseofulvum, 3084 nucleotides long. Its product is annotated as Zn(II)2Cys6 transcription factor. Gene Ontology annotation, biological process: DNA-templated transcription; positive regulation of transcription by RNA polymerase II. The record is from RefSeq and is a predicted model, not a curated record. Gene Ontology annotation, molecular function: DNA-binding transcription factor activity, RNA polymerase II-specific; zinc ion binding; sequence-specific DNA binding. The transcript has 3 exons. NCBI's taxonomy places the organism in Eukaryota, Fungi, Ascomycota, Eurotiomycetes, Eurotiales, Aspergillaceae. The coding region runs from base 1 to 3084 and encodes 1027 amino acids.